Molecule: messenger RNA, 300 nt
Organism: Caenorhabditis briggsae
Lineage: Eukaryota; Metazoa; Nematoda; Chromadorea; Rhabditida; Rhabditidae
Gene: Cbr-flp-4
Product: Protein CBR-FLP-4
Exons: 3
Coding region: 1-300 (99 amino acids)
Source: RefSeq, a predicted model, not a curated record
AUGAACGCCUUCCCAUCAUCUCUCAAAACAUUCCUCUUCUCGAUUCUUUUUGCCACGUUGCUCGUCUACGCCGCCGGACAGACGCCGUCCAGUGAAGACGUCGAGCCACAGGAGGAGCAACAACAGAAAGAGCUCAUUGCUCCAGAUGAGUACAUUACUCCAGAGAUCAUCGAGCAAACUAACAACUUCUGCCAGCAGUGCAUCUUCGUGGAUUACGGUAGAUCAUCCAACGGAAAACCGACAUUCAUCAGAUUCGGAAAGCGUGCUUCUCCAUCGUUCAUCCGUUUCGGCAGAAAAUGA